CACUCAUUUAACUAGCAUGCUUCUUAAGAUUCCAACUUCAAUAUCAUCCUCGUAAUACAGAAAAACAAACACCUGCUUUAUCCCAACCACCACUAGUACAUAGAAAGUUUCACCAUCCUUGGAGAUUCCGAACUCAUAUCCACAAUUCUGGGAUCUCAACUUCCAAGGAGAAAAACUGAGACAUGGCCCCUAAUGAAAAUGUGGACAAUGGUUUUGAAUCUCUUGAUUAUGUAGAUGAUGAACAGAAACUCCACCAUGAAGAGAGAACCAAGCUCAGAGAAGAAGAGGAGAUUUCUGUGGAGAGGGUGUUUCAGCACCAACUUGUGCCAUCAUGGAGGAACCAGUUAACUUUGAGAGCCUUUGUUGUGAGCUUUUUGCUGAGUAUACUCUUCAGUUUCAUUGUGAUGAAGCUGAAUCUCACCACUGGUAUUAUACCUUCACUCAAUGUCUCUGCUGGCCUUCUGGGGUUUUUCUUUGUGAAAACUUGGACCAAGUUCUUGGAAAAAUCUGGCAUGUUAAGACAACCCUUUACAAGACAGGAGAACACUGUGAUCCAGACAUGUGUUGUUGCCUCCUCUGGCAUAGCCUUUAGUGGAGGAUUUGGGAGUUACCUCCUUGCAAUGAGUGAACGUGAAGCCAAGAUAGCCUCAGACUCCAGUGAUUUUAAGGACCCAAGAUUAGGAUGGAUGAUUGCUUUUCUCUUUGUUGUUAGCUUUCUUGGACUCUUCUCAGUUGUACCUCUAAGAAGGAUUAUGAUCAUUGACUUCAAAUUGACAUAUCCAAGUGGUACUGCAACUGCCCAUCUCAUCAACAGCUUCCACACUCCUCUGGGAGCCAAACUUGCAAAGAAGCAAGUGAACGUGUUGGGAAAAUUCUUCAGUUUGAGUUUCUUAUGGGGUUUCUUUCAAUGGUUCUAUACAGCUGCUGAUGAGUGUGGAUUUCAAGCCUUCCCUUCAUUGGGGCUCAAAGCAUAUGAAAACAAGUUUUUUUUUGAUUUUUCUGCAAUCUAUGUUGGAGUGGGAAUGAUUUGCCCAUAUAUCAUAAAUAUAUCAGUGCUCCUUGGAGGAAUUAUUUCUUGGGGACUUAUGUGGCCUCUCAUAAAAAACCAAGAGGGACAUUGGUAUGCUAUAGGUCUUGGUGAUGGUGACCUUCAUGGCAUCCAAGGUUAUAGGGUAUUUAUAGCCAUAGCCUUGAUCCUGGGAGAUGGUUUAUAUAACUUUGUGAAGGUGCUAACUCAUACCUUGUUGGGUUUGUUUAAUCAAAUCCGGAACAAACAAAGGGAGAAUGUUCUUCCUGUUGCAGAUCAAGACUCUCCCUCAAGUCCUCAGCUAUCUUUUGAUGACCGGCGCCGCACCCAACUCUUCCUUAAAGAUCAGAUUCCUACAUGGUUUGCAGUUGGAGGCUAUGUUGCCAUUGCUUCCAUUUCUACAGCCACUCUGCCACACAUAUUCCCCCAACUAAAAUGGUAUUACAUUCUUGUUAUCUACCUAAUUGCUCCCACCUUAGCGUUCUGCAAUGCUUAUGGUUGUGGGCUAACAGAUUGGUCCCUUGCAUCAACCUAUGGAAAGCUUGCCAUCUUUACAAUUGGAGCAUGGGCUGGUGCAUCACAUGGUGGAGUUCUUGCUAGCCUUGCAGCCUGUGGUGUGAUGAUGAACAUUGUUUCCACAGCCUCUGACCUGAUGCAGGAUUUUAAGACUGGCUACCUUACCUUGGCUUCACCACGUUCCAUGUUUGUGAGCCAAAUAUUUGGCACAAUAAUGGGUUGUGUGAUUUCUCCUUGUGUCUUUUGGAUUUUCUACAAAGCUUUUCCUGACCUUGGGACACAUACAAGUGAAUAUCCUGCCCCAUAUGCAAGUGUGUACCGUAACAUGGCCAUAUUGGGGGUACAAGGCUUUAAAUCUCUACCAAAACAUUGCCUCCUGCUUUGUUAUAUAUUCUUUGCUGCUGCCAUUGCGGUAAACUUGAUUAAAGAUUUACUGGGUAAGAGAGGGAGGUUCGUACCACUUCCAAUGGCCAUGGCAAUACCUUUCUAUAUAGGGCCUUACUUUGCCAUUGACAUGUGUGUUGGAAGUCUGAUAUUAUAUGUGUGGGAAAAGAUUAAUAAGGCCAAGGCUGAUGCUUUUGGACCAGCUGUAGCUUCUGGUUUGAUAUGUGGGGAUGGAAUAUGGACUCUACCUGCUUCAAUACUUGCUCUUGCUGGAGUUAAGCCACCAAUUUGCAUGAAGUUCUUGUCUAGGGCCACAAAUGUGAGGGUUGAUAAAUUCUUAGGGAAUUAAAGUCAGGUUUGGGCUUGGUAUCUUGUAUAAGUCUGAAAGCUUGUCACUUGUAAAUCUGUGAAAGAUCACUCAAGUUUGCACUUUUAAACUUCUGCAGCCAUCUAGUUUAGCAAAACACAGCAAAGCAAAAUUAUUGUGUAUGUUAUAUCAGAAAGAAAUUAUAUGUUUGCAUGUUUACAUUGCAUUGUGUCAUU
Messenger RNA from Gastrolobium bilobum, 2470 nucleotides. RefSeq names its product probable metal-nicotianamine transporter YSL7. Bases 183 to 2276 code for a protein of 697 amino acids. Gene Ontology annotation, cellular component: membrane. Gene Ontology annotation, molecular function: oligopeptide transmembrane transporter activity. The transcript is spliced from 6 exons. Lineage: Eukaryota; Viridiplantae; Streptophyta; Magnoliopsida; Fabales; Fabaceae. The record is from RefSeq and is a predicted model, not a curated record.